GUACUAUGUUCUUGCAGGGAAAAGCCCUAACUGCCAAGCACGUAGUACCUACGUUCUUGGCUGUAAAGGGCUCCCCUCUGCAUCUGCGGCGAUUGCCGCUUCAGCAGAGGCUUCCAUUAGUCUCCCCACCCCCUAGGCAACGAGCAGAGGGAGAGGAGGGGGAGGUCACGUGGGUCCUGCGACACGAUCGUCGCAGGACCCGUCUACAGUUAUGCAGACACGUGUCUGCUCCUUGUGCUGCCUCUCCUCUCCUCUGCUCCUCUCUGCAUCUGCGGCGAUUGCUGCUUCAGCAGAGGGAUCUGUUACUCUCCCCACCCCCUAGGCAACGAGCAGAGGGAGAGGAGGGGGAGGUCACGUGGGUCCUGCGAUCGUCGCAGGACCCAUCUACAGUUAUGCAGACACGUGUCUGCUCCUUGUGCGUCUCCUCUGCCUGUUCCAGCCAGCCUGCUGCUUGCACUCUGCUUUAGGACCCCAAUUAGCUGCCCAGGACCCUGCUGGACAUCAGAACUCCUAAGACUCACAAUGCAAUAACAAUAGCAGUAUCCUCCAGAGCACUUUUUCUAAUGGAAGAAGAGCAAAAGAUUUACCAAGAAAAGGGUCUGGAGGAAUAUGUUCGGUAUCAGCUAGAACAUGAAAACGAGCCUUUCAAGCCUGGAGCUGCAUUUCCGUUUGUAAAGGCUCUGGAAUCAGUUAACAGUCAACUUCGCCAGCUAUGUCCAGACAGUGAAGAUCUUUUUGAUAUUGUCCUCAUGACUAAUAACCAUGCUCAAGUUGGAGUACGGCUCAUCAAUACCAUAAAUCAUUACAACCUCUUCAUUGAGUGUUUCUGUAUGACUGGAGGCAACAGUCUAAUUGAAUACCUGAAAGCUUACCACACCAACCUGUACCUCUCAUCUGAUGGCCAGAAAGUGCAAGAAGCUAUAGAAGAAGGUAUAGCAGCAGCAACCAUUUUUAGCCCAAGUCACAAUGUGUCUGUUCAUGAAGAACAACUACGUGUAGCCUUUGAUGGAGAUGCUGUCUUGUUUUCUGAUGAGUCAGAACAAAUUGUAAAGGAGCAUGGGCUGGAAAUGUUUUUUGAACACGAGAAAACUUAUGAGAACAAGCCUCUGGCACAGGGACCUUUGAAGGGUUUCCUGGAAGCUCUGGGGAGGUUACAAAAGAAAUUUUAUUCCAAGGGAAUGAGGAUGAACUGCCCUAUUCGCACUUAUUUAGUUACUGCACGUAGUGCUGCCAGUUCUGGUGGACGGGCCCGAAAAACACUACGUAGCUGGGGACUUGAGACUGAUGAAGCAUAAUUCUUGGCUGGAGCCCAAAAAGGACCUCUCCUUGAAAAGAUUCGCCCACACAUAUUUUUUGAUGACCAGAUGUUUCAUGUUGAGGGAGCUACGGAGAUGGGCACCGUAGCAGCUCAUGUACCAUACGGUGUAGCACAAAGACAUAAAUACAAAAUUUCUCAAAACAGCAAGUAAUACAUCCUUUGGCAACUGCAGCCAUGCACUGUGCACAGGAUAUUACCACAAUACAUAUUUAUUUGUGUUCUUUGGGUUUAAUGGAAAGCCCAGAAUUGUUUACAAUGCUCCUUGUUCUUUAUUAGAACCACAUGGGGCAUAAUAAAAAUACUAUAAAGUGACUUUUUUGUGAUGAGUGCCCAUGCACAUUCACUAUUGAUGCCUACUUUGCAUAAUGACAUGUUUGCAACCAGUGACAGAGAAUGUUAUCCUUGUCUGUUAACCAUAAAAUAAGAAUCACAGAUUUAUUAUGUUCCAUAUACACAAAGAUUGUGACAUUUAUUUAUACUGGAUGCUGGAAACAUUUGCUUCUCAGAGUAGGGAAGAGGGUGAAAUUUGUGACUGGGGAGGUCAAUGCAGACCCAGACUCACUCCCUGCUCCAGCCCCCCCCCCCAAUUGAGAAAGUAUGGUGCAUGGGGGAGGUAGUAGUUGGCAACUGCGGUGUGGGGGCCAAAAACUGUCUGGAGGCCCUAAGAUGGCAGCCCCAGUGGGCCCCAAACACCCCAGUCCAACACUGGGGGAACCCAUCAGUAGAUGACUUUCCAUCAGAGAGUCUAAGCCUCUCAAAACCUUCAUUCUCUUUCUGUGUCUCAGAGUGAUAACAUCAAAAUAUAUGUUAUGAUAUAUAAUUUCUGGAAAACAGUACUUGAAAUUACAGAAAACCAAAGAGAACCAAAUAAUCGUUUCAACCAAUGGUAUUGUGAGAGG
This is a messenger RNA of Xenopus laevis (African clawed frog), 2217 nucleotides long. Its product is annotated as cytosolic 5'-nucleotidase 1A-like. The transcript has 6 exons. NCBI's taxonomy places the organism in Eukaryota, Metazoa, Chordata, Amphibia, Anura, Pipidae. The coding region runs from base 564 to 1295 and encodes 243 amino acids. The record is from RefSeq and is a predicted model, not a curated record.